UCCUUUCAAAAGUUCGUCAAAGUGGUGCGUCUGACGUCACGCUCCCACAAUGCAUGCGCUUCACAACUCCAGCGCCGCGCCGAGGAGUCCAGGCCCCGAAAUAUCAUAAAAAUUUUAGAAAAAUUUGGAAAAAUGUAAAGUUGCAAAUCUACAGGACACAAUUUGAAUCUAAACGCUUUAGACCGCCCAGAGAUUUUACAAAAAUGUGUCUCUGGAUCCCUUUUAAAUUGACCUAUUGAGAACCCCCCCAUCCCUGGCUGGCUCACCCCACCCCUACUCCUCUGCCCCCCCCCCCCCCACCCCACCCCACACAGCAGGUCCUCACAGGCCAGAACAACGUAGAACCAGUCCGGGCCUCCAGAGAAGAAGAAGAGUGACUCAUCCCUUACAGCCCUUCUGGGGUUGCUAUGGCAGCUGCUGUCACCCAAACCAAUCUCUGGAUCCAGGAUUCGCCCAGCAAGGCGGGGAACACCACUAGGAGCUGCCAUAAAAGGGCAUCGUACAACCAACAAGCAGCACUUAGGAUCCAGCCCUGCGGCUCGAGUAUCGGGGACGGCCAGGUGUCUACACUCUGAUGGUCAGCCCCCGGGAGCAUCCCCAUGAGUCUUGUUUGCGUCUGGUCAGGCUUCUGGCCAAAGUCCUCGCACACCACGAAGAGAGCCAGCCACUGUUCUGCCCGCUAGACCAUGUUCCAACAGCAGGACCAUCUGAAGAGCCAGCUGCAGGAGGCCCACGCGGCCCACCGGCAGCUCUUCCAGUGCCAGGAGUGCGGUAAGCAGUACAACACCCAGCUGGGCUACCGGCGGCACCUGGUGGCGGCGCACGGCACCACCACCACCACCGCCGGCCUGCCCUGCCACGACGGGCCGCCGCCCUCCCUGCUGGAGCACCCGGGCGGCCACGGCGACCGGCCGGCCCCUCCCCCGGGCCCGGCGGGGGCCGGCGCCGCCCUGCCGCUGCGCGAGCGGAAGUACUCGUGCGAGCGCUGCGACCGGCGCUUCUACACGCGCAAGGACGUCCGCCGGCACGCCGUGGUGCACACGGGCCGCCGCGACUUCCUGUGCCCGCGCUGCGCCCAGCGCUUCGGCCGGCGCGACCACCUGACCCGCCACCUGAAGAAGAGCCACGCCCAGGAGGCGGGGCUGACGGCCGGCGGCGGGAUGGCGGGCGGCCAUCCCGCCGCCGCGCCCUCCCCCUCCUCCGGCCUGUGCGCCGUGAAGGAGGAGCCCAGCCCGGUGACCUGCGACGGGGGCUCGGCCCCCAAGGAGCCCCCCGAGAGCCCCUUCUCCAUGGACAUGUACAGCUCCUACCCCAUGGCCAGCCCGGGCAUGGGCCACCACCACCACCACGGCCUCCUGCAGUCCUCCCUGUCCUCGGCCAUGGGCCGCCACAUGGCCCCCUCCCCCUCCCCGCACGGCCACCACCACCCCGCCCCGGGGGCCCCCCAGCAGCCCCCGGGGGCCCCCCAGCAGCAGCCGCCCGCCCAGCAGCAGGCCUACGGCGCCAUGCCGCGCUACCAGCACGGCGCCACCUCCUACCCCCGGGUGGACAUGGAGAGCUUCCUGCUGGACCUGCAGAGCGGCCUGCCGCCCAACCACCUGAGCACGGCGCCCCCCUCCUCCUCCUCCUCCGCCUCCCCCCCGCAGCGGGACGGCCUGCUGUCCGAGGGGGCGGGCGGGGGCGGCGGCGAGCUGUCCUGCGCCGCCAACAUGGACCUGGGCCCGCUGCUGGGCUUCCUGCCCUUCGGCCUGCCGCCCUACGGCGCCCACAUGGGCAUGGGGGGGCUGAUGAUGGGCUACCCGUCCGGCUCGGCCGCCAACGCCUCCUCCUCGUCUUCCUCCGGCGCCGGCCUGUCGCCCCAGCCGCCCGGCCCCUUCGCCCUCAUCCAGCCCCCCCAGGCUCACGUACCUCAGGGCCCCGGGGCCCACAGCCACAGCCAGCUACCUCAGGGGUACAGCAGCCCUGCUAUGAGCACUUCCAGCCCUCUACCUCGAUACUACCAGGCCUUUCAGCAGUAGGACGCUGCCCCCUGGGGCCCCCCACCCCGCUCAGAGGAGGUGGUCUCCCCCCCGCCCUGGAGGAACUCCAUGUGGAAGCAGGCCCACCGACUUUGAUCCAAACAACAAGAGCCACGUACUGUAGGUUGGCGCUAACCUUGCUUUUAUUUUGAAAAAAAAAAAGAGGGUGGGAGAGUGGGAGGGGUGGGGGUGUAACUUAGCUCUUUGAUGCUAAUAAUGCUAAUUGUUUUUUAUUAUUUUUCUUUCUUUUAACACAACAGAUCACCUCAGCAGUAUUACCUCAUUAUUUAAAAAGAAAGCUUGAAUGAGGGAGGGAGGGAACCUUGAUAUUCUCAGUCGAACCAAAAUACAGUACUUCCUGUAAAUCCUGUUACAAACAGUGGUUGCACUUAAAACAGAGAGUUCACAGAGGUGCAGGACAACACACACACGUGACACAUUGCUUGGAUAGUUCCCUGCUAACCCGCUACAUCGCUAAACACCAGUAUUUCAUUUUAUAUUUUUACACGAGAGAAGGCAGUGGAAUACUUAUAUUGAUAACAUGGGCUUGCCAUGUUUCACCUCAGGUCAGUGGAGACUCUGUUAUAAGAAUCUCAUCGGUCCACACGCAUUGGAUAGGAAUUAACCUUGUUUGAAACGCAACUCAUUACAGAUAAACACACUUAUCUAUUUGUAAACCUAGCAGCAGUAAUUUGACACAACCCUAAACUCACGGUAACACAGUCUGACUGGUUCGGUUAUCGCGUUGUGGAUUUUUAUGCUAAAUAACCUUUAAAUAUUUCUAAUGAGAAGUUUAGAAUAACCCCGGAGACUUGACUUGAGCUUCAACACAGCAGUUGUUCCUUCUAGGCGUCAUUCACAUUAUGAUUGAGGUUCAAAUGAAUGAUUCUGAUCACACCAAAUGUGUCAAUACAUUCGACGUAAUCGACACAACGUACGGUAUCGUGUUUAAGUGGGAAUACUUAAACAAACCCUUCUCUCUAUUCGGCUGUUAAACAGUAUUACCAAACGUUCACUAAGUAGCAGCUGAGAACUAAAGCUACCACUUUAUUCCUCUAAAACGACCAGAUUCCCACCACAUUAAACCAUAACUAACAAACCUUAGAAAUAGAAAACCACAGUUUGAAUUAUAUUGCUGCUAGAUGCAAGAAGCAUUUAAUAUGCAAACAUUUUGUUUAAAAGGGACAUGCGCACUUCUUCUUAUAAAUGUUUAUACGAGUUCCAAGCAUGGCGCAAGCUCCAAAACAGAAACAAGAACAUCGUUUUUAUUAACAUCCAUCUUCUCCCACACAUGCCGACGGGGUGGGAGGGGGGGGGGGGGGGGGGGGGGGCGGUGGGGGGGGGGGGGGCGGGGUUCCUUCGGAUAAACAAACAAGAAGUCGCAUUUCUCCGGGGCCAACCGGAGACCCUCUGCUGGGAAGAAUAGGUGAGCCCCGAGGGAGAGGGUGGCGCUCAAGUAGCAUCCUGUCGAUUAAACAAGACUCUCUCCAUCGAGAUGUGGACCUCAGGAGCGACAUCUGAAACAUCUGAGUCCUCAUUGGUCACGUUGAGAGUUCGGACCCCCCCCCCCCUCCCCUCGCUCCCUGAACGGACUCUUGCGUCAAACUCGCCUUUACCCACUUCGGGUGACGCAACUCAAAGAGUCACCCCCUGGGUUAGAUAGGGUGUGUGUGUUUUUUUCUUUUAAGGACAUUGUUUGAGUUGGGAGUUGUUUUUUUAGUGGAAUAGUUAGUGAGAGCCUCACUGCUCUGCCUUACCGCCAUCGUUGCUGUAUUUUGAAGGAAACUCCUUGACCCCCCCCCCACACACACACACACACACACACACACACACACACACACACACACACACACACACACACACACACACACACACACACACACACACACACACACACACACACAAAGUUGCACCAAUGUCUUAAAAUGCUACUGUUGUGCCUCUGAGAGAGUGUCAGACCUCUUCACAUGGUUAAAGCACUUAUGACAUUUUAUGAAAAAAACAAGAAAAAAAACAAGGAUGAAAUUGAACUAUUUUACCUCAUCAGAACAUGCUGACAUUGCUGUCAAUUUCUCUUUCUUUAAAUAUAUAUAUAUGAUUUUUGUUUUUUGGCUUCUUAGUUAUUUGGGCUCUUAUUUGUGCCAUUAGGUUGAAAGUAUAAUGGUAGAUUUUUAUGAAUCAGAACUCUUUAUUUAGCAACAGUCCUCGACAUUAUAAUUCACUUAUAAAAAUGUCCUACCUCUUAUCGUUCUGUUAUUUUUUUUCUCCUCUUUUUCAGCAAAAAAAAAUCAUCAUAAAUGGCAUUAACAAUUUAGGCCGAUGGUAAAUAUGCGCGAAGAGUGUGAGAGAGAAAAAAAAAGUGUUAAAUAGUUUUAGAUAUAAAUCUUUUUACGACGUUGGCUGUGCGUCCUGAUGGCUGGGAUGAUGCUGUUUGUACACGCCCCGUGUGUGAAGUUAUGUUCUAUUGUUCUAAAUGUUGACUACCUCAAGAGAAGAGCGACAAACCGCACUUCACCUAUAGCUACAGGACAGAUCUCUGUAUAGUUUUAUUCUGUCGGUGAGCGAGCAAGCACACAUACUUUGUAGGUCAUAGUUUGUUUAGUUUUAGUUUUUUCUUUUUUUCUUUUUUUGAGGUUAGAACCGUAGAGAGAGAAAUCAAUAUUUCUAGCGAGAUUGAGAACUGUGUUGCCUAGCGACUACGACCCAUGUGACAUUUUGCUCUUCCCUCACUAUCACAUUAUUACCUCAACUCUCAGUCUGGAAUGUUUACAAAGCUGAAUUAUCUGGACGUACGACUGAAGGAAUUUUACAAUAGCAUGCAAGUGAAAUGCACAGUGAUAGUGUUUGGUUUUUGCUUUGUUUAUGUUUUUUCCUGAACACCGAUACCAAUUUAGUGAAGGUCAAUGGCCAACACCCCCUACCCCUCCUUUGGAAAUUAAAUUUAGAUAAUUGGAGACACAAUAUGACACAUUGUAAUAACAUUUAAUUUUGAUGAAGAGAUAUACGGCAUUGCUGUUCAGAUGCAAACCGCUGGACGAUAGGAAACCAUUUCACGUUGUAAUGAGUUGUCCUUACGUCGCAGCGGAUGCGUUGUCACAUUUUAUGGCCUUUAAUAGAUUAGACUGAUUAGUCGUUAUUUUUCUAUUUCCAAUAGACCAGACCCUGAUAUUAUGGUCUGUAUGUGGGUAACAAGGAGUGUUACAAAAUAAGUGUUGCUAUUUUUUUCUCCUGUCAUGAUUUCAUGUGAACCCAAUGAAAUAAUUGAACAUGCAAGGCUCCUUGUUGCCUUGAGGCCCACCAACGCUUUUAAUGUGAAGGGUCACGCCGGUAUUCACAGAUGCAUCAUAAGCUUUCUUGUGGUCAAGGCAUUAACAUUUACUUCCAAGCUUGUGAAUGGGUGUGUGCCUUUAUAUGGGCUGUGUUCAUAUCGCUACGACAUGGGAAACCACGUCAAAAUACACAUGACCUUAUAUUCAGGAUAUGAAAUUAUUAGUAUGAUGACUAAUCAAAAAGUGCUUCGGUGAACCAUAGCCUGGGAUGUUUCUUCACGCAGUAAUGGACAGACAGACUGUGUUUUUAUAUUGUGUAUGUCGACACGAUCACCAGUUACUUGACCAGGUAUAUUGGUCUGGAAGGCAUUGCGUAUACUGAAUAUCACAGUAGAAGCAACAAAAGGGAGCACAAAUGAUGCUAAGCAAUGUAGCCGUGGACGCACGGUACGACUUGUCGUCGACACAUUUGUUUUGACGCCCGUAUUUCAGUUGGCGAAGAAUCAUUGGCCGGACUUUUAACUUUGUCAAAUUAGAACAUUUUGUAUUAGGCAUUUGUAGUAUCACCCGAUAGCUUAGAAAAAGGUUUAAAUCAAGAAUUAAAGAGUUGAUAUGCUAUUAUUUUCUAACUGUCAGAGCAUAACGCAAAAUGCAUAAUAAAUCACUCUUUAGAUUUAAA
Gadus macrocephalus (Pacific cod) is the source of this 5966-nucleotide messenger RNA. RefSeq names its product zinc finger protein PLAGL2-like. The transcript is spliced from 2 exons. The record is from RefSeq and is a predicted model, not a curated record. Lineage: Eukaryota; Metazoa; Chordata; Actinopteri; Gadiformes; Gadidae. Bases 687 to 2018 code for a protein of 443 amino acids.